AUGGAAAAUCAAUUGAAAAUAUUUUAGGAAGAAUUAUAAGAAUUGCUCAUCAAAUCAUAAUUGAACAUGAGAAAGUUGACUAUUAAUAAUAUUUAAUUGUCUGAUCUAAUGAAGACAUCAGCCAACGAUCUCCAUUAGGCAGUCGAAGAAAAUACAGAUAAAGUAAAUCUGUAAAUAAAAUAAUGUAUGCAAAUGCAAGAUGAAUUCUUACAAAUUGAAGCCUUAUAAAAGAAAGUGGAAAUCUUUAGAUUAAUAGUAGAGGAAAUAUAGAAAAAGAAAGAACAAGAAUAUUAGAGUUUAUUAAAAGCAUGA
This is a messenger RNA of Paramecium tetraurelia, 312 nucleotides long. RefSeq lists its product as uncharacterized. NCBI's taxonomy places the organism in Eukaryota, Ciliophora, Oligohymenophorea, Peniculida, Parameciidae. The transcript has 2 exons. The record is from RefSeq and is a predicted model, not a curated record.